Stegastes partitus (bicolor damselfish) is the source of this 2175-nucleotide messenger RNA. Its product is annotated as choline transporter-like protein 5-A. Gene Ontology annotation, cellular component: membrane. The transcript is spliced from 22 exons. Gene Ontology annotation, biological process: transmembrane transport. Lineage: Eukaryota; Metazoa; Chordata; Actinopteri; Pomacentridae. Bases 1 to 2175 code for a protein of 724 amino acids. The record is from RefSeq and is a predicted model, not a curated record. Gene Ontology annotation, molecular function: transmembrane transporter activity.
AUGGCGCCGCACCGCUACACACCAGGCAGGUCAGCUGCUGUUCAGAGCGAGGCAGCCGCUCGCGCUGCACCUUACGGAGAGCCAUACAAGUUUGAUCCUUCCUUCAGUGGUCCAGUCUGCAGAAGGAGCUGCACUGAUGUCUUGUACUGUUUGAUCUUCAUCCUUGUCAUUCUCUUAUAUGUUGCCCUCGGGAUAGUUGCCUGGUUACAUGGGGAUCCCAGGAAAGUGAUUCAUCCAACAGACAGUUAUGGCCAGUUCUGUGGUCAAAAAGGAACUUCCAAUGCGAGAAAACCCAUCCUAUUCUAUUUCAACAUCCUAAAAUGUACCAACCCGGCAGUACUCAUCAACCUACAGUGUCCCACAACACAGAUGUGCGUGUCACAGUGCCCAGACAAGUUUGCCACCUACACUGAGAUGCAGCUCCAACACAAACUCAGUAAAGAUUACUGGGAAUAUUACAGACAGUUCUGUAAGCCGGGUUUUAAUAACCCUGACAAGCCAGUAUCUCAGAUUCUGCGAGAUGAAGACUGUCCCUCCAUGAUUGUACCAAGUAGACCAUUUCUCCGGAGAUGUCUACCAGACUUCAUCACUUUGAAUGGGACUGUGACUGUAUCAAACAAAACCAGGUUUAAAGAUGCUCUGGAAAUGCCCCGCAGUGUUACUGAACUCCAACAUGCUGCUAAGGGUAUAACAGGACUAGUGGACACUACGGAACUGGGCACGAACAUAGUGGAAGAUUAUACCAAGUCAUGGGCAUGGAUACUUAUAGGUCUGUUAAUAUCUUUGGCUGUUAGUCUGGUCUACAUCCUGCUGCUAAGGUUUACAGCUGGGUUGCUGUUGUGGACCACCAUCAUGAUCGCCAUACUGCUUCUGGUAUAUGGUAUGUGGUACUGCUCCAUGGUUUUGUCACAGCUCAGACACAGACAAGGCUCUGAGGUUGCCAUUGUAGAGGUCGGCCUGCAGACAGACCUGCAGAUCUAUCUACAACUCAGACAGACAUGGAUCAUAUUUUUGGUGACUUUGGGAGUGAUAGAAGCCUCCAUUUUCCUGGUACUGAUCUUCUUAAGAAGAAGGGUCCUAAUGGCUAUCACCUUGCUCAGAGAAGCUAGCAAAGCCAUUGGUUGCAUCAUGUCCACACUAUUCUUUCCAGUCAUCACCUUUAUCUUGUUGACUAUAUGCAUCUCCUACUGGGCGUUUAUAGCAGUAUAUCUAGCAUCCUCAGGUGAAGCCAUCUACAAAGUGAUGUCUCCUGAUGUGAAAUGCCCUUACGUCAACUCGACGUGCAACCCUGAGACCUUCAACAGAACCAACAUCUCCGAAUCAGCGUUGUGUCUGGGUUCUAAGUGUUUAUUUGCCUUCUAUGGUGGGGAGACCUCCUACCACCGCUACCUUUUUCUGCUGCAGCUGUCCAACCUACUGGUCUUCCUCUGGCUUGUCAACUUUAGCUUGGCCCUGGAGCAGUGCACCCUGGCUGGGACAUUUGCAAGCUACUACUGGGCUAAGAGAAAGCCUCAGGAUAUCCCACCAUGUCCACUCUUUUUAUCAUUUAACAGGGCUAUCAGGUAUCACACAGGGUCUUUGGCAUUUGGAGCUCUAAUUCUUUCAGUUGUUCAACUAUUCAAGAUCAUACUGGAAUACCUGGAACAGAGACUAAAAGGUGUUGAUAACAGCCUGUCCAGGUCCAUUAUGUGUUGUCUGAAAUGCUGUUUCUGGUGUUUAGAGAAAUUCCUGCGCUACAUGAACCAUAAUGCUUAUAUCAUGGUUGCGAUUUAUGGCAAAAACUUUUGUACCUCAGCCAGAGAAGCCUUCUUCCUCCUGAUGAGAAAUGUGGUGAGGGUUGCAGUUCUAGACAGACUGACAGAUUUUCUGCUAUUUCUGAGCAAAGUGCUGAUAGCAGGAGGAGUGGGUGUGGUUGGGUUCUUUUUUUUUACUAGGAAGAUCUCAGUUAUUCAGGAGGAAGUCCCCAGUCUCAACUACUACUGGGUCCCCUUACUGACAGUGGUGAUAGGUGCCUACCUGAUUGCUCACAGUUUCUUCAGCGUCUAUGCCAUGUGUGUCGACACCCUCUUCCUGUGCUUUUGUGAUGACUUGGAAAGGAAUGAUGGUAGUUCAGAAAGACCUUACCUCAUGUCCCCAGAACUCCACAGAAUUCUUGGAAAAAAGGGUCAGUCUUGA